UAAACUCUCUAUUUGAUGAAUGGAUUCUUUUUUUCUAAAAUGAAGUUCAUCUUUACCCAAAUACCUUAAAAAAACGAUGUUAAAUUGAGCUACCCUGCGCAUAAAUUUGUUCGAAAGGUUUAUCAGAAAUCACGACGAUUUUCUUGUUCGGUGUAAGUAACGAUGCCACCAAAAUCAAAAUCAAAAUCAAAAUCAAAUGGACGAAGAAGCAAGGUGGCUCCGAAACCCAAACAGAUAUGGCGGGUGAAGCAACCAACAAGGAACUGGUUGGAGCUCCCGUCAGAUUUAAUGCUCAACAUACUCCAAAGACUUGGUGUCUUUGACCGACUUGAGAAUGCCCAAAAAGUCUGCACUGCUUGGCGUCAAAUCUGUAAGGACCCUGCCAUGUGGAGGCUCGUUUAUAUCGACAGAUAUUCAUCUGGGAAAGACAGGCUUAGAUGUAAGGACAUGUGUAAGCAUGCUGUCAAUAGAAGCCGAGGCCAAUUGCUUGAUUUAACCAUCAUUGGUUUUUGCGAUAACAAUCUUCUUCAGUAUGUUGCUGAUAGAACAAGUCAGCUUAGGCGUCUUGAAAUCGUACAGUAUUAUCAUGACGAAUCUGAAGUCUGGCGUGAAGCUUUCAGAACUUUACCAUUAUUGGAGAAGCCCAGCCUUGUCGAAACGAAACUUGUGAAAGAAGAUAUUGAAGCUGCCGCUCGCCGUUGCCCCCUGUUAAAAACACUCAAACUGAACCAAAAAAUAUUCAAAUGGGAUGGUAGCUGUGAAUAUGAGUCCAUGGUUGUAAAUGUUCUGAAUGAGAGAGCCUUAGCGAUUGGGAGUUAACGCACCGCAGCGUGCGUGUGAUGUUCAACAUUUUUUCAUAUAUUUUUUCCCGUUUGACUGGCCCGUCGUGUCA
This is a messenger RNA of Helianthus annuus (common sunflower), 892 nucleotides long. RefSeq names its product putative F-box/LRR-repeat protein 23. The record is from RefSeq and is a predicted model, not a curated record. Gene Ontology annotation, molecular function: protein binding. The transcript has 3 exons. NCBI's taxonomy places the organism in Eukaryota, Viridiplantae, Streptophyta, Magnoliopsida, Asterales, Asteraceae. Bases 163 to 819 code for a protein of 218 amino acids.